UAUAUAACAGGAGGUUGUGCAGACAAUUGAGACCCAGGGACCACUCACCGUCUAUUGCUGUUUUUACUCUUUGAAGUUCAAUAAACUUUCUUCAUCAGACUCUGCUGAGUUCCUUUUAGAACUUUGAUAGGCCUAAUUGAUCAAGACUUACAUUUUAUGGUACGGCGGUACCCCAUUCCAAGCGGUUCAAGCUGCAUGUUCAUUGGGAAGGACUGAGUUAAAUUGUUCGUAUAUUAUAAUUACAUCGAAAUAUUCAUUGUCAACUGAGUAGUGGAGUCAAUUUUGGGUGUGGCUAGGGGCUGGAUCAACGCCGAUCUACCCGAAGGGUUUUGGUCCAUUGGAUAAAAUCUUCUCGUGCGGAGUUGAGUGGGGGGAAAUACAUAACAAUUGCCUGCAUACCUUGAUUGCCGAGAACAGCAGUAACGCUCGUCAAACGCGCUGGAUUUUAUAACGUUUUAAAAAUGAUAAUAGACCUUGGGUAGCAAAUGAUCAACAGGUAGUUUAUUUUACAAAUGACAGCGACGACCACUUAUGGAAGAGCAAACUGGCUUAUCAACCUUUUGAACAGUGUGUUCACUGUCCAAAAUGCUUCCUGCGUUAAACAAGUAUUCCAUGGCGACAGGCCAUAGACAUCCCAUAUCAGGGGAGUGGAACAACAGGGACAGACGCCUAUUAGACAGCAGGGAAAUAUCUUUCCAAGACUAUGAUCAAUGGUCCCAUAACGAGAAUGCAAACCAGUGGAACCAGGGACCGUGCAGAACAGCAGACCAUGAAUUCUACAGAGAUGUCCCAGUGAUGUAUCAACCAAACCCUCAGACGCCAUAUUUUCAUGCAUAUCAACAGGACAUUAGAACUUUCCAAAACUCCUCAUUACGAUGGCACAAUAUCUCUGGACCAUACAAUCAGAGAUUGCCAAACGUUACUGUGCAUCACACUGAACAGACGCUCCAUUCAGUUUCGGGAUGGAGCAACCAUCCCCAUUGUUCCAGCCAGAGGAACUGGACCAGUCAAGAAACAUGGAAUGCGCAUGUGAAAUCACAGUCAUCUAAAUGGAGAUGGCAUAAUUUUUCAAACAAGCCCCCUACGGGACAUUUCAGAGGACAGUCAAGGACACGUUCAAGAAGUCGCUGUGUUGUUGAUUUAAACACUAGCUCCUGUGUAACAGAGAAGAGUAAUGUUUCAACUUUGAGCAGAAGUUCUCUGAAGACUCACUCUGUCAACAGGGUUCCGAGUGAUAAGACAUCUGAAAAGUUGGCACAGCCUUCGCAGGAGGAUCAGAGUGAUUUGCGGCAGCUGGCUGACAUGGGUUGUCUAAGGAAUAACAAGCCUGACGUGAAGAUACCAAACACUGAAAAAGACCCUGUUUGUCAAGAGCUUUGUCCCAGGACAUCGUCAGUGUGCACAAUGUCCAAACAGAGUGGUUUUCCCAGCCAGUACUUUCCCACAGACAGUGGCACACAUGGACAUAGCGUGUCGGUUUCAGCCAAAGCACAACCCAGAUGUUCAAUGCCUGUCAGUGCUGUCAUUGAUUCGGCCCCCUCCGACACAUUGGACCCCUCCCCCGUGGACAAGGAUGUAUCUGAAAAACAAAUGAUCUCCAUCACCUUGAUGGAAUUUAAAAGGUGGUUUAGACGAAGGAUUGAGACAAUACUCAGCCAAGGGGAAUAUAACCUAAACAAACACAACCCCGGCCAAGAUGUGGAGACAAUGGACCUUUUACAACCAGGAAAAAGCACAAAGGGUUGUAGAGAUGAGGACUCCCCUCUGUGUGUAGAGAUCCAGUCCAACUCUCGGUGUAUAGUAGUGAAGACAGGCCCUAUUGUCCCUCCACCAGUUGCAGUGGUUACUCCACUUGAACGACAGGUAUCCUAUGAGCCUACAGAGUCAGGGGUUAAAGUUCAUGAAAGUGAACAGCUGUCAGUCGUUGACAAGGAGAGGAGGCAAUCAGAAAGUGAUGUAAAAAUGCAGUUGGCACUUAAAAGCGUGUUGGAGAACAGUGAUGGUUCAUUCAAUGGAAGACCUUUUACUGGAAGUGGACUAGUGCCUGUUGAAGAGACAACUGUGAGUAAAGAUGGUACUUGUGUUAGGCAGUGGAAUUUAGAUGAAGUCAAGGAGAGUGUUAUGGAUAUUUCUAGAGUUUCUUUCAUUCAAUACACACUAUCCAAACUAAGGAAGAUGAUCGAUGAGUUUGAGAGUUUAAUCACUCCAAGGGAAAACAAAGAAAAUGUAAAAGAUGCUCUAUUGAAUAUUUUUUGGGGUGGGGAUAUUCAAAACCUACUGACGUUUAACAAGCGUGAGCUUGCAAAAGACAUGGUGGAUGCGCUACCUGUUCUAUCGGAAGAUGAGAAUACAGUUAUUCUCCAAGCCGUUAAGGGUGAAGAACUAGAGGAAUUUUUGGAUAGGUAUACCACCUUCAGACUUAAUGAGAACUACACUCCAGAGCACAAGUCUUCAUGGUUGAAUGUCAAUGAGAGUGUAGAUGACAUAGACCAUGAUCCUGGUGUAGCUUGUUUGCAGCAUGAGGUACAGACUAACACAGUGGCAGAAACAGAAAGAGGGGAGACCGAGAGAGAGAUGCAGACCGACACACCAACAGGGAUAGAGACAGAUCCAAAAGCACAGACAGGAAGAAAUACAGAAAUACUGAAAGAGGCACUGACUGAUAUGAACAUAGAGAUGGGUGUAGAAAUGCAUGUAGAAAAAGACUCACAGACUGAGGCAGUCACCAAAGUAGAGUCACUCAUAGCAUCAGAAAAAGACUGUAGUUCACACUCUCUCUGUCCUAUUAAAAUAACUUGCCUUAACACUGAGGUUGCCAAGAAGGUGUUUGACCAGCUCCAAGAGAACUCAACCUGCCAUAUUGACUCAAGUGUGCUCCUCUCUGGAAUCAAUGGAAGAAAUACAAAAUCUUCCCUCUAUGAAGAGCAAAUUAUGAACCACAAGGAUACACUGAGUCUUCUGUCAUCUCAAGAAGAACCACAGUUAUCGAGGACAGGUAAAGAAUCUGCAGUCCUGCAGUCCCCCUGCUCCUCAUAUAUCAUUGAGACUCCUGAUGGUUUUGAGUUGGCAUUAAAUACUGAGGGCCUGACAAAGAGUUCCUCAGAGUUUCAAGAUAGAGGACUUCGCAUCAUACCGGUUGCUGGGUUCUACUUGUUAGAUAAUAGUCUCAAUUCUGACCUAGAGGACACUGAGGAUGUUAUCCAGGAGUCAAAGACACAGGAUUCAAACAGAGAAUGGAUAGAGACCCUUUCACCCAGUGAAAUCACUAACUCGAAUGAUGGGAUGUCCCUGUCAGACAUCAGUGUGUGCAUUGACCAUGUGGAGAGAGAGGAAAUCAGCGUGAAGCCUAAUGACCUCUCUGAAUCUCCUACGGUACCUCUGAAUUCACAUGAAGAACCCACACAUCCCAUCAGGCCAUGUAAUCUUGUCUUGGGUGUCACCAAUGAACGUGAAGUGGGAGAACCUAAGCUUUUUUCAGAGAUGAAGGGCCAACAGCAGAAGCUUGGCGAGGGCUGUGUGUCAAGUUCUCCUUUAGAAGAGUUUGAGUCCAUCGAUGCAUUAAUAAAUUCAAAAAAAUACAUAUUGAGUUCUGAUUCAGAACAUGUAGUAUCUACUCUAUGCCAUGGUAAAGCAGAGUCCCGCAAGGAACGAAGGCUAAAGAGACCAAAGGUCUCAUGGAGAAGAAGACUGCUGUCAGAAUCUGAGUCUGAGAUGGAAGGCAGUUGGCUCAUGGACAACGUUAUUUGUGGUCCCCAGAAGAAGGUACUGUCCAGAUUGACAGUGACUGAUGACAGCUCUGUCAUUCCGAAGAGGAGACAUCCAACUAAAUGGAAUAGGGCCAAUAUCAACAGGAAGAAGUGGGUAAGUUCUUCUGAUUCUGAGGACAAUCCAUGCAAUGUGAAACAUGUUUCUCAGAAGAGGAUGCAUUCAGUUUCAACUGGCAUAGAAGAUGCAUCAAAUGAUUCCAUAACUUCACACAAUACAACCCAUUCUCAGUCUGAGACAGAACCCUCUGAAUGUGAAGAUACGAGGAUAAACGUAGCUCAGCUAGGGAGAUACUCUUCUGAAUCAAAUUCUAACCAUCAGUAUGAGUACUGUAAACCAAGUAUAUAUUCCGAUGUGACAGAAGAAAGCUCAGAUGGUUCCACAGUGUCAGUGAGUCACAGUAAAAAAGCAAAGACAGAAAGACUAACAUUUGAAUGUCGGAAACUAACCCCAACUGAGGACAGCCAAAAUGAUUCAACAGUGUUGCAGCACCACCCUGUGUACAAAGAUUUGCAACAUGGCUGUGAAGGCCCAAACUUUGUUCCUGGGAACAAGUGCCUCCUUGCGGGGGACGGGUCAACCUCCACUGCUCCUCUGGAACACAAAAGAAAAUCACAUGAGCCAAAACUCCAUAAGGGCCAGACCUCAACAGAGAAGAAAACAAACAGGUCUCUCAUUCAAAAGACUGAGGAAUUCCCCAAAACGCCAAAGACAAAUUUGAAGACAAAAUCCACAAAGGUUGGACUAUACAGUCUUCCCAUCCUUAAACACAAGCCUUAUAGUGAACAAACAAAGAAAAAUAAGAGUGAUAAGACAAAGUUCUCUAGCUUUAAAUCCAAUUCUGAAUCUCCUGUUCAGAAGAACUGUAAACAGAGAGAUGAGGGGAGGUAUGAGCAGAUGUCCUCUUACCCCAAUUCAUCUAAGCAGAAAAAAGAGUGUUUGACAGAGGGGAAGAAUGGCAAAAAAAAAAAUACCUCACUACAGAAAAUCAAACAUUUCCCAACAGCUCAAUCCAAUUACUUAAAGCAAAAGAUGCAGCUCCACAGGGACAAACGAAGGGAAUUGGUGUCGCUCACAAAGCAAAGUCUUGACGUCCCCUGUUCUCCUGCAGAGGAGAAGGAACGGAUGAAAGAAGAGAGGAGGAGGGAGGAUAUGAGCACUAAGCAGAAGUCCUCUGGCCAUACAUUUCCUAUGAAGAAGAAGAAAGAGAGGGUAGAGCAGAGUGAAGAGCAUCAGGAUACAAAGGAAGAUAAGAAAACAUGUGACUCUUACAAAGACCAACAUAAGACCGUACAAACCCAAAGUAGGUAUUAUGUACCAAAAGUCCAGGGCUCCAGCAGACAAAGGAGUCCCAGAACAGCCAUGGUAGCUGCCCCCACACCCGAGAGCCCCGAAGAGCAGAUGGGCUCAGUGAAGAAGCAAUUGCAUUCCAAUUGGGAGAGCAGCUUCUAUAUAACUCCAUUCAGGAGGCGAAGGCGAUCAGGAUUCAGUGAAGAAGACCCCUGCCCUCGGCCCAGUCCAGAGAAGAAGAGCUUAAGCCUCAAUCAACACGCGAGGGAGGAGGCACCUGUCAAGAAAGAAGAGCAGAAAAAAGUAGAAAUGGUGAGGAGACAAGGACCCAUCCCACCUGACAAAGGACAGAAACCAAGGCGCAAUUCCCAGGAGUACGUCACCCCACUGAUGAAGAAGAGUAUGCUGCAGGCUAAGUCAUGGACGAACGCCAUCCACCACAAAACGCCGGAAGACACCCGACGCAGUAGACAUGGCACUCACAAGGCAAACAAACUGCCGCGCAGCACCAUAGAAGGGUGUUACAAGUGGGCUGAGAAGCAGAAUAGAAGGUCAAGGGAUGAAAAAAAAGUAAUAUGAGGCCCCUACAAAAAUACAAGGUUGUCGAUUUGGCUCACACAACCUCUUCUGUUGAAUUGUCAAAAACCUUAAAGCACCGAAGGCAAGACGACUAAAGUGCGGAACACAAACUAUACCAAUGAGUAGUGCUGUGGCUAAAUUGAUUGAUAAAUUCUAAUUAAUCCCAUUGGUUAUAAUUCAAAAUUUGUAAAACGGUGUCCUUUUAAACAACAGUUUAGUUGAACAUGAAGGGAAGUCAGAGACUAGAAAGUAUUAUUAGGAUACAUUCUCCCAAGAAUAGACAAUUGGCAGGUUCUCCUUUUCGUUCUCUCUAUAAGGGACGGGGAAGGAAGUCAGAAUAAUACCUCCAAUUAGGAACUUGAGACCCACAGAAGCUAAGCAAGGUCACAUGAGGAGAUCUAGUCCUGGAAUAGAUUUGUUUAUCUGAAUGGAGAAAAUGAUAGGGCGGUUAAGAUCAGCUGUAUAAAUCAGUAUAAAUAAUCCAAUACGAAAUGAUAGGGGCUUAUGCACACUUAUGCUUGCUUUUGAUUGCCUCAAUUGUAACUCCCUUCAAGCUAAAAUAAAAACAGUUAUAUUUUGUUCAAAAGAGCGUUCGCUUUUCCUUAAGACCCUCUGAAACUAGAAAUGACAGUAGCUACAGCAGGUAGGAUUGUAAUGGAGAAAUUACCUGUAACCUAAUCUUAACAAUGUUUUCAACAGUUUUCUGAAGACUUAUUUUUUUAUGUUGACACUUGCAUUAUCUUACUAAAUAAUUCUUUAUUUUUUAUAUUUGAUUGUCUGAUUCUGUAUUGAUGUUUUUGUUUAUUUUACAUUUGAGAUCAUCCUUUUUGUUUAUGGUGCCAUGGUGAUGUCAUUACUUAUGACAUGGCAUGUCUAUAAUCUUUUGAGGAACUUUAACAAGGGUUGUUGUUGAUGUUUCUAUGACAAGUAUUUCUGCUUGGCUGUCAAUGACACUUGGACUUGGGUACAGCAUAUUACUGUUCCCCACUUGCAGCCCCUUGUCUUAAAGAUUGGUUAAAGUUGGACACGACUGUGAUAUAUGACUCGGAAUGUUAAAUGCUUAGAUUUUGCUUAAGGCCCACAUUACAUGGUAGCCUACAACACUGGAAAGCAAGCUAUGCUUCCAUCCUUUACAUUUCACAGGAGUGUAGCUGUUGAUAUUGCGUGAAUGUUUUGUAUGUUUUGAUUUUGUAAAAAUGUAAGUGACCUGGAGUCACAGUUUUACCAAAGAUGACGAAUGCAUAUUUUUUAUAUUUUAUUUUUCACUUUACAUUUUUACUACAUUUAUUGUGCACGUUUACUGUAAAUACAUAAUAAACCCAAGUCAGAUUUG
This is a messenger RNA of Hypomesus transpacificus, 6967 nucleotides long. RefSeq lists its product as uncharacterized. NCBI's taxonomy places the organism in Eukaryota, Metazoa, Chordata, Actinopteri, Osmeriformes, Osmeridae. Bases 586 to 5634 code for a protein of 1682 amino acids. The transcript is spliced from 4 exons. The record is from RefSeq and is a predicted model, not a curated record.